Anneissia japonica is the source of this 2874-nucleotide messenger RNA. Its product is annotated as NFATC2-interacting protein-like. The coding region runs from base 116 to 1102 and encodes 328 amino acids. Gene Ontology annotation, biological process: cytokine production; positive regulation of transcription by RNA polymerase II. Gene Ontology annotation, molecular function: protein binding. NCBI's taxonomy places the organism in Eukaryota, Metazoa, Echinodermata, Crinoidea, Comatulida, Comatulidae. The transcript is spliced from 8 exons. The record is from RefSeq and is a predicted model, not a curated record.
CGCGCGCGAAACGGGAUAACGGCGACGGGUGAUUCGCAGGAGGAAAGUUUCGAGAGAAAGUUCGAAGAAAGUUAAUAAAUUUGAUGGGUCUAGGAAAAUACAAAUAAUAAAUAUUAUGGAAAAAGAAGUUCAAAAUGGGAAACCAAAACAGAAGAAGAGGGCGACAAGAAAACGUGAACCGAUAUCUUUGGCGACAGCGUCAGUUAGUGAUCUAUAUGCAGUAGAUAACUUUGACCUAAAUGUGCAAAAACUGGCUGAAGAAGCAAUAGAACUGUCAGAAAAUGAAGAUGAAAUUAUAGAAAUAAUUGCCAGUAGUAAAAAGACAAACUGUGAAAAGCCUUCAACAAGACAAUCAGAAACCAAACCUAAUGAUAGUAUUAUGAUUGAUUCUGAUGAAGAGUUGAACAGUAGUCAACAAAGUAGAGGCUCUCCAUCGCCACCAACUCCUCCACCAGUACUUGAAAUUGGACAUCAAAGACCCUCAAGGAAAUUGGCUCAAGUUAUCCAGCAUGCUGGUCAAGCCGUUUCAAACUACCGUGCAAAGAAGUCACAAGAAGGGCAACCUGUGGUUUUGCUUGAUGAUGAUACUCCAAGCCCCAAGAAACAACGCAGAGCGAUUGUUGUGAAGAUCCGUAGCAAAUCAGGAUUGCAUAGAACAGUUUUACAAAUGGAGGAAAAUUUUGAGACUGUAUUUAAUGAGUUGGCAGCAAAAGAGGGUGUAAAUCUAAAUCAGAUUAUGCUGUCAAGAGGGGAACAAAUUAUUAAAAUAAGUGACACUCCAGCUUGCCUUAAGUUACAGCUAGCGCAUAUUCUUGAUUGUGUAAUUGUCGAUUCUUUAAACAAUAGUUCUUUAAUUGAAAAUCUUGAUGAAGACGCAACAGUUCGAGUCAAAGUUCAGGGAACAGGAAAAAAUUUGUCAACAGUAAUAUCAAUUUUAAAGACAAGUACGUUUCAUACACUCAGAAAAAAGUACAGCGAAUUUGUUGGUGUUUCGGAGGCAAAGAUCAAAUUUCGUUUUGACGGUGAACCAGUGAACAUGAAUUCUAAACCAGCAGAUCUUGAAAUCGAAGAUGAUGAUAUCAUUGAUGCUAUUGUUACAUAAUAGUAGUAAAUUUAGUACAAUAUUAAUCUUUUAUUUAUUUUUAUAUUAUAUUUUAUAAUUUUAUAUUAAAACUGGAAUUUAACCAAAGAUAACCAUAGCAUUGGGAUUAGUACCGAAAAACCUUAAAUAGAAGCCAUGGGUUUUUUUUUUGUUUUUUUUUUUUACCCUUGGAUGGGCCUCUGUUCGAGAUUAUUUUGGAAACUGAAGAUAAGGGCUUUCCAAAAUGAAUGCUGUAUAUUUUGGAAUUUAUACUAUACGACAUAUUUCAAUUAUGAAAUUUAAAAUGCUGUUUAAUAUUUUUUUUAAAUAAAUAACAACUCAUUGUUUUAACCAUGCUAGUACAAUGAAAUAAUGUUGAUACUGACACGCUAUCAUAAUAAUCAAAGAUAACUUUCAGUAUGAAUGUAAGUACUAUUUUGAAAAAAGCCCAUAUUAUUUUGAUUAGGAGCCCAUGGGCUUCUUUUGGAGCUGGGCUUUUUUCAACAUUACUUUUGCACUCUGAAAAGUGGGGAUUCUUUUCGAAAUGGGCCUCUUCUCGAGAUUAAGCCCACAGGUUUUCUAUUCACGGUUUUACGGUAUUAUGAUUAAGUACAUAGUUGAUUAUGUACACGAUUACAUGAUUUAUUAAGUACAUUAUGAUUUAUUUCCCAGAAAGUGUCUGUGCUGAAAGUUUGCAUCCUAAUUUUAAUUGUUGUAUUGAUCUUUCUAUGCUUUUAAAAAUACAAACACCCUGAACACUUUAUCCUGCAAUUGGAUGGGAUGCAGAUCCAGUGGCGGAGGUUCCAUGUUUUUGUGUGGAGCCAAUAGCUUGGAAUUGAAAAAGCACAAGCUUCUGGGACUGCUACUCUGUUUCAAUUUAAAUACCUCAAUUAUCAAAUUAUAGAUAUACCUCUACCAUGUAAAUUUAAAAUUUAAUUUAAAAUAGACUGAAAAGUAAAAGAAAAAAUUGAAUUGCUUACUUUGUUUAAUAAGUUAUUAUAAACUCAUUUUAUCAUCAUGCUCUUCCACUAACUUUCUAGCUGAAUUGCAAGAAUCAGCUCAGAUUUUGUUGGCCUUGAUUGUAUAAUACAUCCUAAACCUUGUUGUAUACCUAUUACCAUGAAGGUAUUAUAAUACCUCCAUGCUAUUACCACAUCUUGUUUAUUAAGAAUGCAUCACCCCAGAGUUUUUUGUCUUCAUUUUGUCAUGCUGCAUCCUUUAUGUGACAGUAGAACCCCUAUUAAAGGGAUCCUUCGGGACCAAUAAAAAAAUAUCCCCUGAAUAGGAGUUCGCUAUACUGUUAAAAGAUGUACUUUCCCUCAUUUUGUGUUCUGAAAAGUGUCCCCUUAAUAGGGGUGUCCCAAAGGAGAGGUUCUAUUUUAGUUUUAGGAUUUAGGGGAUCAUUUCUUCAAGGUAGGCCUACAUCUUUUUGUGUGAAAUAAUUCUCAGGUUUUGUGGGUGUUUAUUUUUCGUCAUGGAACAUUUCGGUUGUAAAGUUUUCUCAGAGGUAGUGGAUCCAAAGUUUUGAAAACAGGAUCACAAGGGAUGUGCUGCAGUUUGAUUUGUCUAAUAAAUAUUAAGAUAUGCAGUUAAAAUGGGGUCCUAUGGAUUCAUCUCAGGGUAGAUUCUUGUAGAGUAUAUUUUAGAAGUAAUUAAUCAAGAAAAAUUAGCAUCUCUAAGACUGUAUUGAUGUUUAACAAAACUUACGUUUCAUAGUGUUUGAAAUACAGUGGCAUAAUUGAGAAAUGUAUAUUAUAUACAGAAGGCAAUAAAUCAUGGUUUGCAUUAUCAAA